Molecule: messenger RNA, 1581 nt
Organism: Ipomoea triloba (trilobed morning glory)
Lineage: Eukaryota; Viridiplantae; Streptophyta; Magnoliopsida; Solanales; Convolvulaceae
Product: nucleobase-ascorbate transporter 7-like
Exons: 14
Coding region: 1-1581 (526 amino acids)
Biological process (GO): transmembrane transport
Cellular component (GO): membrane
Molecular function (GO): transmembrane transporter activity
Source: RefSeq, a predicted model, not a curated record
AUGUCAGCAGAAGAAUAUAAGAAGUUUGAGGAGUUGAAGCCGCAGCCCCAUGCAGUCACCGAGCAGCUUUCCGGCGUAGAAUAUUGCGUCAACAGUCCGCCGCCAUGGUCAGAGGCAAUGGUUUUAGGUUUCCAGCAUUACCUGUUGACUCUGGGCAAUAUUGUACUCAUCCCCAAAUUGAUAGUUCCUCAGAUGGGUGGUGGAAAAGGAGAAGAGGCUAGAGUGAUGCAGACAUUACUUUUCAUUUCAGGAUUAAAUACGUUGUUCCAGUCCAUAUUUGGAGUAAGGUUACCUUCAGUACUAGGGGGCUCUCACGCCUACUUAAUUCCUAUAACCACAAUUAUCCAAUCUAGGAGAAAUCAAAUGAUCCUUGAUCCCCACACGAGGUUUCUGCAAACCAUGAGGUCCAUUCAAGGUGCCCUCAUUGUUGCUUCUUGUUUUCAAGUCAUUACUGGAUUCAUAGGCGUGUGGAGAAAUGCCACCAGGUUUCUUAAUCCUUUAUCAGUGACUCCACUUAUCACCUUAACCGGACUCGGCCUCUUUCAUCUUGGCUUCCCACUGAUGGCAGAGUGUGCAGUGGUGGGAAUCCCGCAGUUAUUCCUCAUAAUCCUUGUCUCACAGUAUCUUCCCGCGUGGUUGAAACUAAGAAGGCCUAUAUUGGACCGCUUCGCUGUGCUGUUUUCUGUUAUGAUUGUGUGGAUGUAUGCAGCAAUUUUAACAUGGAGUGGACCUUACAAGAGUUAUUCAGAUGAGAACUGCAGAAUUGAUAGCUCUCAUGUUAUUAGUGCAUCGUCUUGGGUUCGCGUCCCUUUGCCAUUUCAGUGGGGCGCGCCUUCUUUCAAUGCAGGAGAUGUUUUCGCAAUUCUGUCUGCUUGUUUCGUUGCUUCCAUCGAGUCUACUGGUGUGUUUUAUGCAACCGCGAGAUAUGGGAGUGCUACUCCAGUGCCUGCUUCCAUCGUUAGCAGAGGUGUUGGCUGGCUGGGGGUUGGGACUAUGCUCAGUGGACUUUUUGGUGGACUUACUGGCCCUUCUGCCACAGUAGAAAAUGCUGGGCUUUUAGCAUUGACAAAGAUUGGUAGCAGAAGAGUUGCUCAGAUUUCUGCAGCAUUCAUGAUUUUCUUCUCCGUCUUCGGAAAAUUUGGAGCAAUUUUUGCCUCAGUGCCAAUGCCAGCCAUGGCAGCCUUGUACUGUGUGUUCUUUGCAUAUGUUUGUUCAGCUGGUCUGGGGUUUCUGCAAUUCUGCAAUCUGAACAGCUUCAGAACCAAGUUCAUACUAGGAUUUUCUUUGUUCCUAGGACUGUCACUGCCACAGUACUUCAGAGAACACCAAAUGGUUUUCAACUCAGGCCCCAUUCGUACACAUGCAAGUUGGUUUAAUGAUAUAAUGUCUGUCAUCUUUACAUCGCAUGCGACCGUGGCUACCUCGACUGCGCUAUUGCUGGAUCGGACUCUCCCCGGGGAUGAUAGUAAAGAUAAUGGGACAUAUUGGUGGCAGAAAUUUGUGGUAUAUGGCAGGGAUGUUAGAAGUGAUGAAUUCUACAAGUUGCCAUUUAAACUCAAUAGGUUUUUCCCAUCUUAUUAG